UGGACCACGAGGAGGCAAAGAAAAUUGUAAAUCUGGAGAGCUCUACAUAUAUGGAAGUGGCGUCGCUCCGUCGCCUCGGAUAGGAAUGCGCUUGAGUCCUUGACACCAGGUUCCUGAACCAUUGUAAACCAGAGAUUCUCUUACUUACAGAGACGCAAGCGAGCAGUCCCUUGGACAGCCACCACUACACACACAAAACGCCUCAAAGCCAUAGUUCGUUCGAGUCGCCGACUUACACCAGAUCGACUCACAAGUUUGGCACGCAGCCUAACAACUCCAGCCGAGCACCACAGAGUUCGACCUUGGAUCACUCAGCUGUCAAGCCGUGUCAAGGUCUAUCACUCCACCAAGCCGAAAGCCGACGCUCCACCGACGCCGGCUCGAACUCUUUCUCGCCCGCGAAUAAAACAGGCGCCAUCGCAAGCUUCUCGAAACCAGCUUGCGCGGUGCCCAAAAGCUCCCAGUCGAGCACCACCAUCAACGCCCCGACUGCUUCUCGCCAGGCCGCCCAGCCGGAGAAGCGCAUUCCAGGAAACCAGGGCACAGCGCUCCGUGCUACGGCUGUGCUCCCUUUGUUCCCCACACACCACCUCCCAAACAGGGCUGGCAGGGAAUUGUGCUGCAGUACAUCAUCAGUGGCGCUACUCGCACCACAUCACAAGACCAGCCGAAACUUUCUGGCAGCACCCCAGUUCAAACCCCGACCCCGCGCACGGCUUCAUAGCCUGACACCCACAAGCGCUGCGCCGCUACACCCCCGGCCUGCUCUGCCUCGAUCCCGAGAUCACGUCGCAUCGGCUGCCACGCCCUGGAUCAAGGCGGGCACCCACACAAAGUGGUGAGACACCACGAGGGAGGUAGUCGGAACGACGCCGCAACGACGGAGCAGAACAGCCAACAACAGAAAAUGCCACACAGAGUAGCAAAUUUCCUACGAGCCUCGACAAGCACGCUCGAGAGCCAGAUCUUCAAGAAGAGCUCGGACAAAAACGGCACAACACAGCCGAGGAGGCAGAAGUCGCCCAGCAGCAGGCCGUCGAGGAGCUCAGAGCGCGUGUUUUCGUAUGAGUCCUCGACAACAGAGGACGGCGCGGACGAGUCGCACGCAUCCGCCGCCAAGAUGACGCCCGACAGGCACGACUCGCCCGCCGAGACCCACCACCACCACAGGCUGUCCUUCCCCGGAUUCGGUCACCUCGGCAGGGGCAGCAAGGAAGCGCCGUCGAGCCAUGGCGCCUCACUGGAUCUCGUGGUUGAGUCUCCGCCCAUCGUCUUCCACGGCGACGUGGAGACCAGCACGGGCGCCCUGGUCUCGGGCCAGCUGCUGCUGCAGGUCAAGGAGGACGGCCUGCCCCUGGAAUCCUUCAACGCCACGCUCAGCAUCCAUGUCACCCAGAAGAAGCCCUUCACCCCGCAUUGCCACGACUGCACCCACCAGUACACGGAGCUGCAGUCAUGGUACUUCCUCAAGGCCCCAUUGGCCAUGACCAAGGGGAUGCACCAGUUCCCCUUUUCGGUCCUGCUCGGCGGCCACCUCCCUGCCACGCUCGACAACCCGCUGAUGAGCAUAUCCUACGAGUUCAAGGCCGAGGUCGUCCCCAAGGCGGGCCACGGCCCCUCCAUGAAGCUGGACAAGGUGUUCGAGGUCAAGCGCUCGCUGCCCACGCACGAGACCCCGCACCACUCCCUGCGCGUCUUCCCGCCGACAAACAUCAAGGCCAGCGUGCACUUCCCCCAGGUCAUCCACCCGACGGGCGCCAACACCCUGGCGCUGCGCCUGGACGGCAUCGCCCGCCCCAACGAGAAGAACGGCACCGUCGAGUUCUGGAAACUCAAGAAGCUCACGUGGCGCAUAGAGGAGAAGGCCAAGACGGUCGCGCCCGCGUGCGAGAAGCACGCGCCCAGGGAGUUCGACGCGGCGGCGGCGGCGGCGGGCGGCCCGCAGCCGAAAAAGGGCUUCCAGAGGAACGACAUGCGCGUCAUCGGCGAGAAGACGCUGUUCAGCGGCUGGAAGAGCAACUACGACUCGACCGAGGACGCCUCGGUCGACCUGGAGCUCGAGUACGGCGUCGGCAAGAACUUUGGCCUCGGCCCCGAGGGCGGCCCCAAGGACAAGCACCGGCACGCGUGCGACGGCAGGAGCGCCGACGGCUCCGAGGUGACGCACCAGCUCAUGGUCGAGAUGGUGGUGUCGCAGGAGUGGGCCCCCGCCGGCCGCCCCUCGCUGGUGACCCAGACGGGCGUCGGCCGCAUCCUGCGCAUGCACUUUGCUACCCUCGUCACCGAGCGCGGCGGCCUCGGCAUCUCGUGGGACAACGAGGCGCCCCCCGUCUACCAGGACGUCCCGCCCAGCCCGCCCGCCUACGCCGGCGGCCUCGUCGGCCACGGCACCCUCGAGGAGUUUGAGUUCCCCAUGCUCACCGAGGCAGACGCCCCGCCGAGGUGGUCGCCGAGCCCUGUCGCGAGCCCCGUCCUGGACGGGCCCAGGCCCGAGUUUCCAUGACGGCCUGCCGCUCCUCUUGGAGAGUUAUGACGAAAAUGACGACCGUUGACGAAAACAAAACAACCACCCCUUUAAUCCUAAAAGCUACUUGUCACAUUUAUUUCAUAGUCUAUUUGGCGUAUCGAACGGCACGUACCCCGGCCAGGAUAUCUGGGGGACGGGAGUUGCACAUCAUUUAUGAGAAUUAUUUUAUAUCGCCAUAUACCCCCUCUCUACUUUGAUCUUUUUUUUUUUCUCUAACAGUGAUGAUUCCGCAAGACGUCGGUGGUAGUAUGGGCCACGGGGGCGGCCGAGGGAACAGUACAGGCAUGGCAAAGCUUGCCGAGAGUGGGCGCUUCGGGAAGGAACCGUGGGAGAGCCAAAAUGGUUCACAUCUAAAUCUUUGAAAUAAUGCCACUCUGAU
Molecule: messenger RNA, 2906 nt
Organism: Gaeumannomyces tritici R3-111a-1
Lineage: Eukaryota; Fungi; Ascomycota; Sordariomycetes; Magnaporthales; Magnaporthaceae
Product: arrestin
Exons: 2
Coding region: 908-2503 (531 amino acids)
Source: RefSeq, a predicted model, not a curated record